Messenger RNA from Thamnophis elegans (Western terrestrial garter snake), 3650 nucleotides. It is a transcript of the gene XYLT1, whose product is annotated as xylosyltransferase 1. Gene Ontology annotation, biological process: chondroitin sulfate proteoglycan biosynthetic process; heparan sulfate proteoglycan biosynthetic process. Gene Ontology annotation, cellular component: membrane. The record is from RefSeq and is a predicted model, not a curated record. NCBI's taxonomy places the organism in Eukaryota, Metazoa, Chordata, Lepidosauria, Squamata, Natricidae. Bases 51 to 2978 code for a protein of 975 amino acids. The transcript has 12 exons. Gene Ontology annotation, molecular function: protein xylosyltransferase activity.
UGGCAGCGGCCGGGCAAGGAGAAGGAAGAGGCGAAGCUUCGCGCUGCGCGAUGGUGGCGGCGGCGGCGGGGACGACGGCGGCGGCGGCGGCCGGGGUGGCCUCUCCGUGCGGCCGCCGGCUGGCUCGGCGCUCGCACUCGGCGCUCUUGCUGGCGCUCACCGUCCUGCUGGUGCAAACGCUGCUGGUCUGGAAUUUCAGCAGCCUGGAUGCGGCCGACGAGCAGCAGCAGCAGCAGCGGCACCAGCACCAGCAGCACCAGCAGCCGCCUCCGCGGAGAGGCAGCCUGGCCGGCAGCAGCGCCAGCAACCGCUCCGGCCACAGCAGCAGCAGCAGCAGCAGCCGCCGGCGAGAGAAGCGCGACCUAGAGAGCCGCGACGGGCCCCGGGCGCCGCAACCCCGCCGCGCCGCCGGCGCUUUCCGCGGCAAGGCGGUGAUGGAUCCACCUCUGAACCCUGAUAAAGGCUUCGAAGCACAGGAUGGCUAUUUUUCUCACCGUCCAAAGGAGAAGACACGUACAGACAGCAACAAUGAGAACUCUGUCCCCAAGGACUUCGAAAACAUUGACAACAGCAAUUUUGUUCCCCGGUCCCAGAAGCAGAAGCAUCACCCAGAACUGGUGAAAAAGCCCAUCAGUGCACAGAAGGAACGUCUGCGGAGAAAGCUAGAACAAGAGGAGAAAGCCAAGGAGAACUCCGUCCUCGGGAAAAACUUCAACGAGCGGCUACCCUUGGACAAUUCUGCCCCUAAACCCAACAACAACAACCAUGGCAACUCUCUGAAAGACACCCCAAGGUCUCUCGGACAGCCUCGUACGAAACGCAAUGGGAAUGGUUCCCCUGAACUUGGAUAUGAUCAGCUGCCCAAAUGUGACAUUUCAGGCAAGGAGGCCCUCUCGGCUCUAUCCAGGGCCAAAUCCAAGUUGUGUCGUCAAGAAAUUGCCGAGACCUACUGUCAACACAAGCAAGGGAAGCUUAUGCCCGAGCAGGUGACUCGUUUCUGCCCGCUGGAAGGGAAAGCCAAUAACAACCUCCAGUGGGAUGAGGACUCCAUAGAAUACAUGCCAGCCGACCCAGUCCGGAUUGCGUUUGUCCUGGUCGUCCACGGCAGAGCUUCCCGCCAGCUGAUGCGCAUGUUCAAGGCUAUAUAUCAUCAGGAGCAUUUUUAUUACAUCCAUGUGGACAAGCGUUCCAAUUAUUUACACCGGCAAGUGCUCCAAUUUGCAAGCCAGUAUCCGAAUGUGAGGGUCACGUCCUGGCGCAUGGCUACCAUCUGGGGAGGAGCCAGUCUUCUAUCCACCUACCUCCAGAGCAUGAAGGAGCUCUUGGAGAUGAAGGACUGGCCGUGGGACUUCUUCAUUAACCUCAGCGCUGCGGACUAUCCUAUCAGGACGAACGACCAGCUUGUAGCAUUCCUGUCCAGAUACCGGAACAUGAACUUCUUGAAAUCCCAUGGGAGGGACAACGCAAGGUUUAUUAGAAAACAAGGCCUUGAUCGAUUAUUUCUGGAAUGUGACACCCACAUGUGGAGGCUUGGGGACCGGAAAAUUCCAGAAGGAAUCACUGUGGACGGGGGUUCCGAUUGGUUUCUGCUGAACAGGAAGUUUGUUGAGUACAUCACCUUUUCAACGGAUGACCUGGUAACCAAGAUGAAGCGCUUCUAUUCCUUUACUCUGCUUCCUGCUGAGUCUUUCUUCCACACCGUCUUGGAAAACAGUCCUCAUUGUGACACCAUGGUGGACAAUAACCUGCGUAUCACAAACUGGAACCGAAAGCUGGGGUGUAAAUGUCAGUACAAGAAUAUUGUGGAUUGGUGCGGCUGUUCCCCCAAUGAUUUUAAGCCAUCUGACUUUCACCGGUUCCAGCAAACCGCAAGACCAACCUUCUUUGCACGCAAGUUUGAGGCGGUUGUCAAUCAGGAAGUCAUCUCCCAGUUGGAUUAUUACCUGUAUGGUAACUAUCCUUCUGGUACCCCGGGCCUCCGAUCGUACUGGGAAAAUGUAUACGAUGAACCAGAUGGGAUCCACACCAUUAGUGAUGUUGCGCUGACUCUCUACCACUCUUUUUCCCGGUUGGGCUUGAAGAAAGCAGAAACGUCCUUCCAUAUGGAUGGUGACAACAGUUGUCGAUACUACCCAAUGGGGCAUCCAGUGUCAGUCCAUCUCUACUUUCUCGCUGAUCAUUUUCAGGGCUUCCUCAUCAAACAUCACACAACCAAUUUGGCUGCCAGUAAACUGGAGACCUUAGAAACGUGGGUUAUACCUAAGAAGGUGUUCAAGAUUGCAAGCCCCCCGAGUGAUUUUGGAAGGCUACAGUUCUUGGAGGUCGGCACAGACUGGGAUGCGAAGGAGAGAAUAUUCCGCAAUUUCGGAGGCCUUAUUUCCCCGACGGACGAGCCGGUGGGCAUGCAGAAGUGGGCGAAAGGCCCCAACGUCACCGUGACGGUGAUCUGGGUGGAUCCCGUCAACGUCAUCGCCGCCACCUACGAUAUCCUGAUCGAAUCCAGUGCCGAAUUCACCCAUUACAAGCCACCUUUGAAUUUACCCCUCCGGCCCGGGGUCUGGACGCUUAAAAUCCUGCAUCACUGGGUCCCCGUGGCCGAGACCAAAUUCCUGGUCUCACCUCUGACAUUUUUGAACAAGCAAGCCAUCCGACAAGAAGAAGCCACGAAGCUGCAUGGUGGACCUCCGAAGAACUCCUACAUGGAGCAGAGCUUUCAAGGGCUCAACCCUGUGCUAAACAUUCCAGUCAGCACUGGCCAACUGGAGCAGUUGAAGAAGAACGCCAUGUUGACGGGCACCAAGCUGGAGAGCUGGGUGGACAGUUUGGUAGGAAGCGUGUGGUCAGCGGUCGACGUCUGUACUACAGGCCCAACUUCCUGUCCGGUCAUGCAGGCCUGCAGCCAGACGUCUUGGAGUUCCCUCAGCCCGGAUCCAAAAUCCGAGCUGGGCCCCGUGAGACCAGAUGGACGCUUGAGGUAGCACCUGGUACUCCCCUAUCGCCGGCUUUAAAGGGGGGAACUCCUGAGCAUUUUGCCCCUCGCGAUAAUCUUCGGAUGGGGUUGGGACAGGUUCCGGGUGAGCUGAUGGAGGGAGGGGUCUUUUAAGAAAACCUACGAAUCCAUGUUCAAGAUGGGGCUGAAAAUCCCAGCCUAUUUAACGGACCGGUUUUGUCAUCUCAAGGGUUUUGGAAGUCAGGCAGGAAAGGAGAAACCAAUGGUGGGAAACGUCAGAAGUUCCCGUAAAGGCGGAGACAGCGUCUUUUCAACUCUGAUCAGAACUGAUUUAUUUCUCAAUCUCACCCACCAAUAUGCUGCAUCCCAGUCAUAUAUAUAUUUUUAUUUUCAGUUUCCCGAAAGCCAUUGCAAAGCAGCUUAGCCACCAUUGAAAAAAUUCCUAUCUUUUAUUUUUUCCCGGUGGUCCUCAUUUUUCCAACGCCCCCCCCCCCUUUCCCUUUGACAUUUCACAAAAGCAUUGACAUCAUUACUCCAGAAAGCCGAUCUUACAAGAUGAUUAUAGCGAGUCCACAGAGUGUUCAUUUCACCCUCUGGUGCCAACAGAGAUUCGGAGUUUGGUCCUCCAGGUGAGAUCAUGGUCACCCGAGACUUCUCUGGACUAAAGCAGGGUCUCCAAACUUGGAAACUUUGAGACGUG